Molecule: messenger RNA, 8277 nt
Organism: Juglans microcarpa x Juglans regia
Lineage: Eukaryota; Viridiplantae; Streptophyta; Magnoliopsida; Fagales; Juglandaceae
Exons: 17
Coding region: 157-7779 (2540 amino acids)
Biological process (GO): vacuolar acidification
Cellular component (GO): RAVE complex
Molecular function (GO): protein binding
Source: RefSeq, a predicted model, not a curated record
AUGAGCUUGUAAAUUACUAUCGGGGAAAGAAAAUUCCGACGAUCCAAACUCAAACAUCCCUGAUGAGUAGUCGUCACUACAGUGACUAUAGUCGUAACUAACGUAAAAUUUGCAUUUGGAUCAUUUUCUUCCUCUUUCGAUCAUACCCGGAACCAAAUGCCAGAGCCAAUGGCCACCGUUGAUCCCAUCCCCCACCUCCCCCUUCCCCUCCUCCCAUCCGAUCCUAUCCCUCCAGCUCCGACCCGCUCCUCUCCACCCGGAUCCACCAUCGAUUUCCUCCCGGACUUCUCCUGCUACUCAUGGAUCGCCUACGCCGCCUCCUCUCUCCUAGUCAUCUCCCACUUCCCCUCCCCUCUCUCUCCCGACGAAGUCCUCAUUGGCCCAAUCUUUCGCCAGGUCUUCGAGCUCUCCUCCGCCGUCACCGCUGUGUCUUGGUCCCCGGUGUCGCCAUCGAUGGGAGAGCUAGCCGCUGCAGUGGAGAACUGUGUCUGCCUCUUCCAGCAUGACUCGGCGAGUUCCGCAGGUUCUUUUUGUUGGAGCCAGAAUGCAGUGCUUGUACAAUGUACAAAGGUGGAGGCAGUCGAAUGGACGGGCUCUGGGGACGGGAUAAUAGCUGGUGGAAUUGAGGUGGUUUUAUGGAGAAACAACAGCAAGUCCUGGGAAAUAGCUUGGAAGCUUAAAGCAGAGUGCCCCCAAACUCUGGUUUCUGCAACGUGGGCACUUGAGGGACCUUUCGCUACGGCAGCUUAUCUUAGUGACCCUCAGAUUGAAGGAUCAAUGGUUGAUGCAUUUAGCAACUGUGUGUUCGUAUGUUGGAGUACUGGAAAAUCUGAUUACACAAAAGCUGAGCUACAUCAUCCUCUAUCUGUGUCAACGAUCCAGUGGAGGCCAUUGACAGGAAGACAAUUGAAUAGAGAUGGAAAACAUUCACGGAGACAACUGCUGCUAACAUGCUGUUUAGAUGGAACAGCAAGGUUAUGGUGUGAGAUGGAUAAUGGAAGGGUCAGAAAAACUGGAAAGGACACCAUCGAUCGCAAAACCACCAGGCGAUCUUUUUGUGUAGUUGCUGUAAUUGAGAUUAACCAGGCCCUGAAUGGAACUCUGGGCAUGGAUGUAUAUGUGUUGUGGACCACAGAAAUUUGGGGCCUUUCAAAAACUGGUGAUGGAGUGGACCAAAUAUUGUCCGCUGAGGGAUUGGAGCAUGACAAGGCAGGCAGGUGUGAGUGGUUAGUUGGGUUUGGUCCAGAAAAGCUGGUUUAUUUUUGGGCUAUCCACUGCCUUGAUGACAUCUCCCCAAUGCGGUUUCCCCGAUUUACAUUAUGGAGGAGACAAGAAUUGCAGGGCCUUGAAGAGGGAGAAUGUCGUGGGACCAGUUUUUCAAAUUCUAAAAACAGACUACUUCUUAAUAAAUUUGUUAUGUUGAGGAACCGCUUGUCCGGUCCACCAAUUAUGUGUUCUUUGAUUCAUUUAUUACCUAGUGAUUCUUUAGUUUGGUCACUGUUACAUACCGAGGCAUCUAAUAAUAUAGAGGAUACUUCUCCUAGUAAAUCCAGGACGGAUAGCUAUUUAUCAUGUUCUGCCAGUGGAAUUCUGAACUUAGGUGGUCAUGCCGGAAAGAUCUUACAAGUUGCAGCACAUCCUGAUAGCUGUGAAGUUGAACUGGCUGCUUCUCUAGAUUCUAACGGAUUGCUUCUUUUUUGGUCACUUACCACCAUUUCCAACAGCAUUCUGGGUUGUCCGUCAUUGCUUCCAACAUGGAAGCUCUAUGGAAAACUUGUGACUCAAGAUUCAUGUCCCAAAUAUACAUGCUUGAGGUGGGCACCUUCAGUAUUGAAUGACGACCUGUUUCUUCUUAUGGGACACAUUGGAGGAAUUGAUUGCUUUAUAGUUACAAUCCACCACAACAAAGAAGAACAUAUAGAAUGUCACUACUUAUUCACUAUACCUUUCACUGGCCAUGGUCCAUAUGAGGAUGGUCCCACAAAUAUCUUUUCAAUUCCAUUGUCCUCUACUUGUGAUAAGACCUUCAAGUACAAUAAAUUUAUGCUUUUGGGGAUAUGGAUGAAAGGGUUUCGGGCUCUAUCAUGGGAAAUGACCUUUCAUUGUUCUGAUCUAUCCGCAAGCUACUGUGAAUCUAAUUUUGACACUAAAGAUGGCACAGGAGGCAGCAUGUGGAUGUUUGAAGGUGCUUUUUCUGGUAAAAGAUACCAUCUUGGCGUAAAUCCUUGCUCAUCGCAUUUACCAGAUCCUCACUACCACGAUCAGGUUACAAGUUUUGCUGUGGUCUGUCCAGGUAGUCUGACUUAUAAACAACAAAAGCUGGAUUCAACCAAUGAUAUGUAUGGCAGUUAUCCUGCAUAUAUCAUGGCCACUGGCUGCUCUGAUGGAAGUUUGAAACUGUGGAGAAGUAACACUGGUAAGCCCUCAUCCCCUCACGUGCCAUGGGAGCUUGUUGGUAUGUUUGUUGCACAUCAAGGGCCCAUUAGUUCCAUAUGCUUGACUGAUUGUGGUCAGAAGAUUGCAACCGUCUGUGUGGAAUAUCAUCUGAAUACUGUCAGCACCCUUCAUAUAUGGCACUCUGUACACCUUACAUGUGCAGGGACUUUUAUGUUAGAAGAUACAUUAUUCCUUGACAAAGGCACCAUUGCUUUAAAUUGGUUAGCUUUAGGAAAUGGUCAGUUAUUACUUGGAGUAUGCAUGCAGAAUGAGUUGCGAGUAUAUGCAACAAGGCGGUGUGGAAGUCACAAUUUGUUGAGCUCUGAAAAAUCUUCGAAAAUGGACAUUUGGGUUUGCAUUGCAUUCACUCACACUCUUCCUCCCAUUCAUGACUUUCACUGGGGACCCAAAGCGGCACCUGUGGUUAUUCAUGAUAAUUACUUCCGUGUAUCUUGUCAAUGGCUGUUCCAUGUUCCUAAAGAACAUAAGGCCAAGUGCCAUCUGAAUUAUAUUGUGGAAAGUUUCCCUCAUUGUGAUGGUCAAGCAAAUGAGGACAUUCUUUCUGCAGUUUUCACUGAUUGUGACAUUGGUAAUUUCAAACAAUCAUGUGAGUCUCGGUCAUCUGUAGAGAUGCAUAAGAAUGAUUUCCCUGCCAGCAGUUUGUUCAUAGCAAGGGAUCGAUUGAAACGUGAUUCAGGUUCAAAGAUUGGUUUAUGGAGCCUGCCAGAAGUAGUGGAGAGGUUUAGCGGAUCCUUACCUAGUUAUCACCCUGAAACUCUACUUAUGAAUAUAUUUUCAGGGAAUUGGAAACGUGCAUAUAUGGCUGUGAGGCAUCUUGUUGAAUGUCUUACUUCUUAUUAUGCUACUAAGAUGAAAAAUACCUCCACAAAGACCUGCUGCAUAAUCCCAGAGAUCCUUUUGUCUGAUUAUUUUGAAGGAAGUCUUUUCAGAAAUUCGACUGAUAAAGGAUUUCAAUGGGGUGGAGAUUUGACCACAACAUCAUCUCAGUUUCAGAGCAGCAUGUUCCAAUUUGCUUCUGAUUCUGAAUCUUUUGCUUCCAAUAAUAUCUCCCCUUCCUCUUCCAAAAAAUCUGAACUUAGUGGUUUUGUUGAGACUCUUGAGAACUUGCAUCAGCUAGCAGCUAUACCUGACACAGAGAAGACUCAAAUUGUUGCAAUUACUGAUCUUCUCGGUGAACUUAGUACUGCACAGACUUCUGCCUAUGAAAGUCUUGAUGAACCUGGGCGAAGGUUUUGGGUGGCGUUGAGGUUUCAGCAAUUACUUUUUUUCCGGAUGAUUGGUAGAUCGGCAUCUAUGAAAGAGUUGAUUGUUGACUCUAGGUUGAUUGUAUGGGCAUACCACUCUGAUUCCCAAGAAAUUUUAUUUGGUUCUUUUCUACCUAAUGGACCAACUUGGCAAGAAAUGCGGGCUAUUGGAGUUGGAUAUUGGUUUACUAAUACAACACAAUUGCGUGCACGGAUGGAGAAACUGGCAAGAUCACAAUAUCUUAAAAACAAAGAUCCCAAGGAUUGUGCUCUGUUAUAUAUAGCAUUGAAUAGACUUAAAGUGUUGGCUGGUCUUUUUAAAAUCAGCAAGGACGAAAAGGACAAGCCUUUGGUGGCUUUUCUUGCACGGAAUUUUCAGGAGGAAAAAAACAAGGCAGCUGCUUUGAAGAAUGCUUAUGUUUUAAUGGGGAGACAUCAGCUAGAGCUGGCCAUUGCUUUCUUUCUGCUUGGGGGUGAUACUUAUUCAGCUCUCAAUGUUUGUUCAAAGAACCUUGGGGAUGAACAGCUUGCAAUAGUAAUUUCUCAGCUUGUUGAGGAGCGUGGUGGACCAUUACAGCAUCAUCUAAUAACAAAGUUUUUGCUUCCAUCAACCAUUGAGAAAGGCGACUACUGGCUAGCAAGCCAUCUGGAGUGGGAAAUGGGGAAUUACUUGCAAUCAUUUUUUCACAUGCUUGGUUUCCAGAUCAAUACCAUAGCUGAAAAGUCUGCGUUUUCGUCCAAGCAUGUUGCUUUCUUGGAACCAAAUAUUGGUCUUUAUUGCCAAAUGCUAGCCUCCAAAAAUAGCUUGAGGAAUGCAGUGGGGGAGCAAAAUACUGCAGUUCUUAGUAGGUGGUCAACUUUGAUGACAGCUACUGCCUUAAAAAGAUGUGGGCUUCCUCUUGAGGCUUUGGAGUGUCUUUCAUCUUCCAUGAGUGUCAUUGGGAGUAGAGAUGAUGGGAGGUGGUCAGAUGAUGUCAGAAGUUUUGAAAUUCUAAACGGGAUUCUAAAGCCUUCUCCACAAGAUUCCUCUAACUGGCUUUCAGGUGAUGCAGCUUUUCAACUGGAGUCCCAUGAUAAAUUAGAUUUGGCACUUCCAUACUUCUCAAAAUUGCUGAUAGAGCAUCCAAGUUGGCCAGGCAACAUUGUAGAAUCUGUUGGAGCUAGUGCAUGCUCAAAGGAGUAUGAGAUUCAUGAAUAUGAGGAAUUACUUGAAAACUUCCGACAUAAGUUCUAUAAAGGGCUCUCACAGUUUGACCAGAGGUUUUCCUUGGCUCCUGCCCAUGUAGUCAGCAUGAUGUUAUUCUCACUAUGUAAUCAUGGGCUCUUAUUUAUGGGAUACGAUAUAUUGGAUGGUUCUGCUUCUCAAGAUCAGUCACAAGAUAAGCGCUAUAAUGUUGACAGUUUCAUACUAUAUCCUCUUCUGCGUAUGCCACUGUUGAAGGCUACUAAUGAAAUUUCCCUUUUAUUUUCACGGUUUAUUACUGCCUGCAGUAUAACCUGCCCUCAAACCAAGUUGCGUAAUAUUGACAAUGACAUGUCUGCUAACAAUAAAUCCAAGUGGUUAGAUACAUGGGGGUACUUCUUUCAAGGCCUUAUGCCAUCAUUGUGGAGUUUAAGAGCUGCUUUGCGAUUUAUUUCCAGCCCCAUCACUAAAGAUCUCAUGAUGGAACCCCUUAUCAUUCUUGAUUUAUUUGAAUUUUAUGUACAUUUUGCAUCUGCUUGGCUUCAAAAAAACUCAAAAGUUCUCCUUCUGAUGGUGCAACCUCUCUUGAUCACGUUAACCAACGGGCAUGCUCCAUAUGAAGUUGAUGUUAAAAAUAUGAAGAAACUCCUUCCCCAGAUUGAAGAGUUAGUAGCUCAUAAUCUAUCAAUGGAUGACCGAGGAGAAGGCUUUCAAGCUUCAAAUUGUGUGCAAAAUAAACUUGCUAGGGAUAUGAUGCAUUCAAUGCCAGAAGAAGAAAGAUGGCAAAUUAUCGGCACUUGUUUGUGGCAACACAUGUUCAGCUUCGUGAAACAGAAAUUCGAGAAACUUGACGAUAAAUGUUUGCCUGGUGUUUCCAUCAGAAAACUUUCUUCCCGUGCAUCUUAUUACACAAAUUUGGAAUAUGAUGGCAACAGUAUAACAGAAGAGAUCAGGUUGGUCUCGUUGAGCUUGGCAGAGUUAUUGAAGACCACACUUACACAUCUUUCUUCUUAUCAUGUUAAACAACUUGCAUCAUUUAUACAACAGAAAGUAAAGAAUGGACUGCAGGUAAUGACUCUUCUAUGGUUAAAAGAAUCUAGUCAACUUCAACCCAGAGACCUCUGUGAGGGUACUGUAAGUAUUGAGAUCAUGAAAAGCAAAGAUGAAUCAUCAAUUUCUGAACUACUAUGGGAUAUCUGUGCCGAUUCUAAAAUAAUAUAUCAAGGCUUUGAACAUGGAAAAGUAAAUUUGCCACAUAGUUUUGAUCAGAAACUCUCUAAAGCAUGGAGUGAUAAAUAUAUUGGUCUGGAAGUACAUGAAAGAGAGGGAUCUAAUACAUAUGAUGGCAUGCUUCGGAAUAGUUCUGCCAGUAAUGAAUCGGAAUCACCUGCUGGGGGUCUGAUUCAUGGUGGCCCUGCUUUUCCAAGUUCCUGGCAAAAAGAUGCAACUCUUACAAAGGAGGUUAUAAGUUUCAAAAACCCUAAAGAAGUGUAUAAGAGAAGUGGGGAGCUUUUGGAGGCAUUGUGUGUCAACUCUAUUGAUCAAAGGCAAGCUGCGCUUGCAAGCAAUCGGAAGGGCAUACUGUUCUUUAAUUGGGAAGAUAGUUCGACUUUCAGUGAUCAGUCAGACUAUAUCUGGUCAAUCGCUGAUUGGCCACAGAAUGGGUGGGCUGGUUCUGAAUCGACCCCAGUUCCGACACGUGUCUCUCCUGGUGUUGGUCUGGGGAGCAAAAGAGGUGCACACCUUGGGUUGGGUGGAGCAACUGUUGGUGUGGGCUCUCUGGUUAGGCCCGGCAGGGACUUGACUGGUGGUGGAGCAUUUGGGAUACCGGGUUAUGCCGGUAUGGGAGCCUCUGGCUUAGGUUGGGAGAUUCAACAAGACUUUGAGGAGUUUGUUGAUGCACCGCCUACUGUUGAAAAUAUAAGCACAAGGGCUUUCUCAGGUCACCCCUCUAGGCCAUUCUUCUUGGUGGGUUCUAGCAAUACACACAUUUACUUGUGGGAGUUUGGUAAAGACAAAGCUACCGCAACUUAUGGAGUGCUGCCUGCUGCAAAUGUCCCUCCGCCUUAUGCUCUUGCAUCAAUAUCAGCUUUGCAGUUUGACUACUUUGGACACAGAUUUGCUACUGCAGCCUUGGAUGGAACUGUAUGCACAUGGCAGCUGGAGGUUGGAGGAAGGAGUAACAUUUGUCCAACAGAAUCAUCUCUCUGCUUCAAUAAACAUGCAUCGGAUGUUACUUAUGUUUCUGGCGGAUCAGUCAUUGCUGCAGCUGGAAAUAGCUCCAAUGGUGUUAAUGUGGUUAUAUGGGAUACAUUGGCUCCACCUUCAACCUCUCGAGCUUCCAUUAUAUGUCAUGAAGGUGGAGCCCGCUCUCUUGCUGUGUUUGAUAAUGAUAUAGGAAGUGGUUCCAUUUCUCCUCUUAUUGUGACUGGCGGCAAAGGUGGGGAUGUUGGACUCCAUGACUUCCGGUACAUUGCUACUGGUAAGAGUAAGCGGAACAGGCAGGCUGAUAAUGGUGAAAGCAUCAGCUCAUCUUCAAGUUCUGAGAUGCAGAGAGGGAUUACUAAAAAUGUUGGGGACCAGAAUCGAAAUGGGAUGCUUUGGUAUAUACCAAAGGCUCACUCAGGGAGUAUCACCAAAAUAUGUACCAUCCCAAAUACUAGUUUGUUCUUGACGGGAAGCAAAGAUGGAGAUGUUAAACUUUGGGAUGCCAAAAGGGCGAAUUUAGUUUAUCACUGGUCAAAAUUGCAUGAAAGACAUACCUUUCUGCAACCAAGCUCUCGAGGCUUUGGUGGCAUUGUUCGGGCUGCUGUAACAGACAUACAAGUUUUUUCACAUGGUUUUCUUACAUGCGGUGGAGAUGGCAUUGUAAAGCUGGUAGAGCUCAAACAGUAGCAACAUGGGACCUGGUGAGUUUUAAGCGACAGAUACACCUGUGCUCAUGGAACCGUCGUUGCGGAAUGAAAUCGAUAAGUUUUGAAUUCCACCGCAAUGGCGAGCCAGGGAAGGUUGGCAUGACAUUCCAUGUUGCUCAAUCUGGUUGCCUAUUGUCAACAUAUCUUUACAUGGUCAGCAAUGAAUUUUUUGCAUUGCUAAAAGCAAGAAAUGAAGUCACUGUAGCAGUUGUUGUAAAUUACGCAAAAAAGACAAAGCUAAAGGAUUGUAAUAUUGAAUUGACUGUGAUGAAAAAAGAUAACCUAUCAGGUUUCCUUGCUGGAAUCAGGGCUUUUGUGGAGUAUUUUCUGCAUGUCAUUGCUCUUCAUGUUCUGUCACCAAGCUAAGCAGCAACAUCGGGAGUUCCCAAAUUUUGUAUCUAUUUUCCUUCUACGUGGUUAUUGCGUGCAUAUGUGUGAAGAAACAUAACAAAAUUACCUCCUCUGCUGUUCAAAUCUA